UCAGUGGAGCUGGGAGACUCAUUGGAUGCUAUAUAGAGAGAGGUGGUCUGGGCUGGGCUGCCAGAGGGAAUUUCUGAGCCCCGAGCAGGACCUUCUUGAGAGAGGUUGAGAGAUGAGCGGGUUUCUUCUCCUCCUGGGCGUUUUCGGCCUGUGGGGCAGCGGUUUCAGCCAAGAAUGCAUCCAAGAGCUUCAGGUGGACGUGGACUUCCCAGGAAGUGAUAUCACGCACAUCUAUGCUCCUGAUGCCCACUACUGCCAGCUGGCCUGCACACAGCACUACUCCUGCCAGUUCUUCACCUUUGUCACCCCCCAGUGGACUGCAGACAACAGAUCAUUCUACUGCUACCUGAAAGACACUGAGUCGGGGAAGCCCUCCGUUGUGACAAGCCUGAAGGCCGUGAUUUCAGGAUACAGUCUGAAGAACUGUGGGGACCCCAAUGAAGAGUGCCUCUCCAGAGUCUACAGGGACGUUGAUUUUCCAGGAGCAGACUAUAGGUUCCUGUUUACUGACAACUAUGAAGACUGUCAGUCAGCCUGCACUGAUGACCCAUACUGCCAGUUCUUCACAUACCUCAAUGACACUUACGCCAACGCCGCAAUCCGGCAGAAAUGCUUCCUGAAGUACAGCAGGAACAUCCCGAGCCCCCCUGCUGUCAUGGCUAACGAAAAUGUGGUAUCGGGAUUCUCCCAACGGCCUUGCAACUCCCCUGGCACAGUGCACCACUCCGAAAUCCAGCACUACUACGACUUCCCUGGGCAGGACCUGCUGCGCACCCCCGCCCCCUCUGCGGAGUUCUGUCAGCUGCUCUGCACCGCUCACCCACAGUGCUCCUUCUUCACCUACUCCAGGCUGGAAUGCUACCUGAAACAUGGAGAGGUUCGGGAAAAGUCACCCAGAACAGAAGCACAUUCUGGGAACCCAAGCCAAUUCUCUGGGCCUGUGAAUGCCUGUGUGAAGAAAGCAUUUGAGAACAUUGACUUUGUUGGGUACAACAUGCGCUCUGUAGUGCUGAACAGCCCCGAGCAGUGUGAGGAAGUCUGCACUUCUGACCCCACCUGCCAGUUCUACACCUACAUGAACGAAGACUACCCUCACCUCAUACACAGGAGGCACUGCUUCCUGAAGCAGGUGAUUUCAGUGCCACAGCCCCCGAAGAUCACUACUCUGGCUGGAGCAGUGUCGGGGUUCCACCGGAGAAACUGCCAGUGCAAAAGAGACAUCCCAGAAGAGAUAGACUGCGGGGAGGUGGACGACACGCAGGCGCGGAUCCUGGGCGGGACGAGGGCGGAGAGGAACAAGUGGCCGUGGCAGGUGUCCCUGCACGAGGACUCCUCGCACAGCUGCGGGGGCAGCAUCCUGAGACGGCGCUGGGUCGUCACCGCGGCGCACUGCCUCGUAGACUCCAAGGCGUCAGACCUGAAGGUGUACGCUGGGAUACUGAGGCAGAAAGAAACACGCUCCGCGGAGUACUAUGGCGUGGAGAAGAUCCUGAUGCACUCGGAAUACGAUCAGGGAGAUCAAGAAAACGACAUAGCUCUGCUGAAACUGGACAGGCCCAUCACGUACGAUGACUCAAAGUGGCCUAUCUGCCUCCCAAACAAGGCAAAAGAGAAGGAGUUUUGGGGACAGAAAUGCUGGAUCUCAGGCUGGGGGAAAUUGGCUUCAGGAAAAUCGCCGAGUUUCCUUCAGCAAGCAGAGCUCCCUCUGAUCACCACUGAGGCCUGCAGGUCCUUCUACAGCAACAGCUCCAUUGCUGACACCAUGCUCUGUGCAGGUCUCGAGGAAGGUGGCGUCGACACCUGUCAGGGCGACAGCGGCGGGCCCCUGAUGUGCGAGUCGCAGGACAAGUGGUACCUGAUGGGCGUGACCAGCUGGGGAGAUGGCUGUGGGGUGGCAGGCAAGCCCGGGGUGUACACCCGAGUGGAGAAGUACCGGGACUGGAUUAAAGGCACCAUCUGCCAGAAUUCCUGAAGCCCAGAUGGGAUUUGAAGAUAAGCCACCUGGGCAACAGCUUACUCAUUUACAACGGCCAGUCCAGGCUGUACAACAGAAGAGUAUCUAGUGGAACAGAGACACCUAAAGAAGGAAUAUGGACACAGAUUUUGGACACAAAAGAAAUACCAGUGCACUAGCCCCGUCUUCGCCACCCUUUUCUUUCAUUCAAUCUCUGUUUCGCCUGUUCAUAACUGGGAGCCAUAAGAGCACAUCGACAUGUAUAUUCAAAUAUACUUAAUCUCUCAGA
Lepisosteus oculatus (spotted gar) is the source of this 2243-nucleotide messenger RNA. RefSeq names its product coagulation factor XI-like. Gene Ontology annotation, biological process: proteolysis. Gene Ontology annotation, molecular function: protein binding; serine-type endopeptidase activity. NCBI's taxonomy places the organism in Eukaryota, Metazoa, Chordata, Actinopteri, Semionotiformes, Lepisosteidae. The record is from RefSeq and is a predicted model, not a curated record. Gene Ontology annotation, cellular component: extracellular region.